This is a messenger RNA of Striga asiatica, 1470 nucleotides long. Lineage: Eukaryota; Viridiplantae; Streptophyta; Magnoliopsida; Lamiales; Orobanchaceae. The record is from the annotation of a GenBank genome assembly.
AUGGACGCUGCUGUGGAGGAAGGAGUCGACGUGCUCUCCAUUUCUCUUGGCUCUGACGAACCACAUCAAUUCUACGAGGACCCAAUGUUGAUAGCUGCUUUCAAAGCGAUGGAGCAUGGUAUCUUUGUCAGCUUCGCGGCGGGAAACGACGGCCCUGAAUACUAUAAUGUAAUUAAUGGGAUUCCCUGGGCUCUUACUGUUGGCGCGAGUACUAUGGACAGGCAGUUGAGGGCAAAUGUGGUGUUGCGGCGAAACAGGCCGAGCUGGUUGUUCAAUGGAGAGGGGGCCUACCAACCAACGGAUUUCAGCAAGGAAUUUCUGCCACUUGUUUAUGUCCAAAACUGCACAAGUGAUGAUUCAUUGAAGAGAAGCAAGGUGAAAGGGAAGAUAGUUGUGUGUGACUAUCCAAUUCCUGACAUAGCAACUGCAGCUGCAAUUAGAAGACUUGGCGGUGCUGCUAUGAUCUUGGUUAACUGGAAGGAUUUGGAGAGCACUACAACGGCAGUAGGUAACUCCCUCCCAUCUGCAAACAUCAAUUAUGCAGAUGGUCUGGAGGUUAAAAGAUAUAUAAACUCGACGGCGAAACCCAAGGCCAAGAUAUUAUUUCAAGGAACCUUGUUUGGAUACGAAGCACCUGUGGUUGCUGCCUUUUCUUCUAGAGGACCCAACAUUGCAAGUCUUGGGAUUUUGAAGCCGGAUAUUUUAGGCCCAGGUGUAAAUAUCCUGGCGGCGUGGCCGACCUCUCGCGAAAACAGAACGAAUGUGAAAUCCACAUUCAAUAUGUUGUCUGGUACCUCUCACUCAUGCCCACACCUCAGUGGAGUGGCAGCACUGCUCAAGAGCACACAUCCUGAUUGGUCGCCCGCUGCAAUCAAGUCGGCCAUCAUGACUACAGCAGAUGUUGUGAAUCGUGCAGGGAAGCCCAUCGAGGACGCAAAUUCUCACGAAGCCAACAUCUUUGCAACCGGUUCAGGCCAAGUGAACCCACAGGCGGCAAAUGAUCCAGGGCUCGUGUACGACAUCGAACCCAAAGAUUACAUCCCUUACUUGUGUGGUUUGAACUACACAAACACACAAGUCGGUCUGUUUUGGAAGCACAACAAGGUGGAUUGCUCGAGGGUGAGAAGCAUACCUGAAGCCCAGCUAAACUAUCCGUCGUUUGUACUUAAUUUCACGGGUGGUGAGCCGGUUUCUCAAAAGUAUACUAGGACGGUAACAAAUGUCGGCCUCCCUAAAUCGACUUACAGAGUGACUGUUGUCCCCCCAGUUGGCAUCAAAGUUCUUGUCGAGCCCGAGACUCUCAAUUUCUCGAGGCUGAACGAGAAAAGGCAGUAUCAGGCGACGUUUACACGGCUCGCGACCGCACCCAACAAGCCAUUUGUUCAAGGCUUUCUAAUAUGGUCUUAUUGUAAGUACACUGUUAGGAGCCCUAUUGCAGCUAUACUGCAAGGGCCGCAAUCAUGGAACUGA